AUGGAACUCUCGAUCCUCAGAAUAACAUGCUUGGUGGUUAUCUGUCUCUUGGAUAAAAGGGUAGACUCCAAUGAAAUCUUGGGCCUGAAGCUCCCCAACAUCGACCCGAUCCUGAAUGCCAACACGGUGUGUCUCACACUGCCAGGUUUGACACGGCGCCAGCUGGAGGUGUGCAUGAGGAACCCUGACGUGACGGCUUCAGCAAUUCAGGGAAUCCAGAUUGCCAUCCACGAGUGCCAGCACCAGUUCAGAGGACACCGUUGGAACUGCUCCAGUCUGGAGACUCGAAACAAAAUACCCUACGACAGCAUCGUCUUUAAAAGAGGUUUCAGAGAGAGUGCUUUUGCGUAUGCCAUCGCAGCAGCAGGCGUCGUGCACGCCGUGGCCAACGCGUGCUCCAUGGGCAAGCUGAAGGCGUGCAGCUGUGACGAGAAACGGCGUGGGGACGAGGAGGCCUUUCGUAUAAAACUGCACCGCUUGCAACUGGAGGCCAUCCACCGGGGGAAGGGCAUGGUGCAUGGCGUCAUGGAGCACUUCCCCGCCGACUUGCCGGGACCCCAAGACUCCUGGGAGUGGGGCGGCUGCAGUCCCGACGUGGAAUUCGGGGAGAAGUUCUCGAGGGACUUCUUGGAUGCCCGAGAAACCUAUAAGGACAUCCACGCUCGCAUGAGGCUGCACAAUAACAGAGUUGGGAGACAGGUGGUGCUCGACCACAUGAGAAGGAAAUGCAAGUGCCACGGGACGUCGGGGAGCUGCCAACUAAAAACCUGCUGGCAGGUCACCCCAGAGUUCCGGGUGGUGGGCUCAAUCCUCAAAGAGCGCUUCCACAUCGCCACGCUCAUCAAGGCUCACAACCGAAACACCGGCCAGCUCGACCACUCCAACCACAACAACAACCACCACAACCACCACAACCAUCACAACCACCACAACCACCACCACCACCACCACCAUCAUCAGAACAACCACCACAAUCACCACCACCAUUCACAUCGGCGGCGGCCGAGCAUCAACGAACUGGUCUACUUUGAAAAGUCGCCAGAUUUCUGCGAGCGGGACCUGGGCUCGGACUCAACGGGAACGCAGGGCCGGAUCUGCAACAAGACCAGCCCCGGCAUGGACAACUGCGAGAGUCUGUGCUGCGGGAGAGGCCACAACAUCCUGCAGCAGACGCGGAGCGAACGCUGCAACUGCAAGUUUCAUUGGUGCUGCUAUGUGGUGUGCGAAGAAUGCAGGAUAACAGAGUGGGUCAGUGUCUGUAAAUGAAGAAACACACUAAAAGACUGUCCACACGAAAGACAACAAAGAAAAAGAGACCUUUUUUAAAAUCAAAGAAUAUUAAUUUUGAAUGGGGAAUAUGACUGUAAUAUAUGUGCCCCAUACCUUUUCGCGGUGGACUGCUGUUUUCCAGAAGAGCGAGGACAGAGUGUGAAGAGGUUGAGCGAGCAGAAAGAUAGAUGUGCAUGUUGAUUAAGAGUGUGCACAUGCAGGAUUUGUCUGAAGCUGCCACAACUCAGAGAGCUUGGAAGUUCACUAUCUCCCUCUUGAGAUAAAGGAACAUAGUUAUAUCAGUGAACUAUCUGAAAGCUCUGAAUCUGAAAUCUGGGCUCAAAAAACAACACAAUAUUGUUGUUUCAUCAGCAUAUGUUGACUGAUAUACAGCUGCAAGAUAUUCAGGUGAGCAAAGAGGAAGUUGAGAGUAAGCAGUAGAUUGCAUGCAGAGAGAAAAUAAUAAUGCUUCAUAGCACCAGCAGUAUAUAAAGUGGAAAGGCUGAGACAACUAUAGACCUUUUCACACAUCAGGAUUCACAAUGCACAGGAUUUGACAGCACAACACACCUGGAGCACUUAAGGAUGUAGUGCCUUGUUCAAGGGCAGUUCAGAAGUUUAAAUGUUUAUAACAACUAUCGUGUUACACCCAAAAAGAAAUACAGUAGUGGAUUGUGUGGCUCAACUGACACUAUUACUAUGUAGUAUACAUAAUGUGUAUCCCUGCUUAAAGUGAUGACACCCUUAAAAAAAUACAUUUACACAAGUCUAAUGACAGACUGGACUAUUUAAAUUAGAAGGUUCCAUUAAAGGGGCUUUCAUAAGAGGACAUUACAGCAAUGACCAAUCACAGUAGCUGAAGCUGAAGUCAAACAAGAUACAGAUCUGAAAGUCAGAUUUUCGGUACGAUUCCUCAUAAAAAGAAACUUAAAACUGAAACCAUUUCCUUUCCUCUAAUAGAAGGUGUUGAAAUAAGAUCCACACAAAUCAGCUUCCAACAGAGUAAGUACGAGCACUGACUAUGCACAAUAAGGUUAGCCUCCUAGCACAGAUAUGUUGUCCUUCAUUAAGUUCUCUCAUGUGUUGUCUGUGUUGUAAGAGGACUGUCAGCGUACAGAGCACAAUAGACCUUCAUUUAACAACCGUUUUCAUCCUCAGCAUGAUCUGAACAGCAUUGUAAAUAGAACUGAAUGAUGCUGCACAAAUAAAAUCAAUAAAGUUAAAGUGCCUCAGGAAACUGAGCACACAUGAACAGGCUUCGGUUCCUCACACUAUAAACAUCCUCAGCUGCCAUCAAUCAAAGUGUUUCCUGUUUUGUGAUGUAAUGUACUGUGUGCGACACUGUAUGCUUCUUGUGAUAUAUCUACACUCACCUUCUACACACUUCUUCCAUGUGUGAUCGUAGGGAUUUUCUGAUGUCAACGUCAAAGUAUAUAAGUAACAAAGUUGAUUCCUGUCCAUGCACAUUUCAAAGAUCAUAUUUGGUCUCAAGAAAAGUGUAUGAUUGAGGCUCCUUAUCAGACAGUGUAAUUUAUUUCAAGCAAAUAUGUUUCUGUGUUGAGAGCAGAGGAGAAAAAAAAUCUGGAAUUGUGUUUCCAGUAUAAUGGAUUAUUUUGAUUCUGAUAAGUAGUUUGCACAUACAGAACUGUGCCCAGGAAAACUCUGGGAGA
Molecule: messenger RNA, 2939 nt
Organism: Cyclopterus lumpus (lumpfish)
Lineage: Eukaryota; Metazoa; Chordata; Actinopteri; Perciformes; Cyclopteridae
Gene: wnt10a
Product: wingless-type MMTV integration site family, member 10a
Exons: 4
Coding region: 1-1266 (421 amino acids)
Biological process (GO): multicellular organism development; cell fate commitment; canonical Wnt signaling pathway
Cellular component (GO): extracellular region
Molecular function (GO): cytokine activity; frizzled binding
Source: RefSeq, a predicted model, not a curated record